Molecule: messenger RNA, 2122 nt
Organism: Panicum hallii
Lineage: Eukaryota; Viridiplantae; Streptophyta; Magnoliopsida; Poales; Poaceae
Exons: 4
Coding region: 97-2046 (649 amino acids)
Source: RefSeq, a predicted model, not a curated record
CAGCUCCGCCUCCGCCUCCCCGUCUCCCACUCUCUCUCCUCUCGCCAUCGCACAUCCCGCACCGGCUUUCUCUCUCCUCCCCACCCUCCUCCGCGAAUGGCGCCGCCGCCGCCGACGCUGCCGUCGUCGCGCUCGACUCCUUCGCUGCCCUCGUCGCCGCACAGGCCGGCGCUGCGGCCGGGCAGCCUGCAGCGGCUGCUCCGCCCCGACCCCUCCGACGACGACGACCCCGCCGCCCCCACGCAGCGGUCGCGGCCGCGCGCCCGCGACCGCGUCCUGCUCCAGGUCACCAACAUCACCCCCGCGCUCUCCGGCGCCGACCCCUUCUCGGGCCACCACGGCUUCUACCUUCGCCUCUCCGACUCCUCCCGCUCCUGCUACGUCUCCCUCCACGCUGACCAUGACGACCUCAUCCUCGCCAACGGCCUCCACAUCGGCCAGGUCAUCGAGGUCGACAGCCUCAUGCCGUCCGUUCCGGCCCCCGUGCUCCGCAACUUCCGCGUCCUCCCCGGGCGGUACCCCUGCGUCCAGCAGCAGGACUCCGGAGACGACGAGGUCAAGGAGGUCGUGUCCGAGCGCCCGCGCCGCCCCUCGCCGACGCCCCCGCUGCCGGAGAGGAGGGCGCGGCAGGGGGGAUCCCCCGCCUCGAUCAGCCACCGCCACAGGUCCAAGUCGAUCACGAAUCUGUCCGACGCAGGCUCGCCGGCGUCGUCGGCUCCAAGGAGGAAGGAGAGCGUGCUGUGGUGCUUGGACCCCCCAAGGAGCCUGAGGAAGAUCAGUGUCCCGUCCGUAUAUGGCAACAGCAGCGACGACGACGACACGUCGGACGUCUCGUCAUCGUACUCGUUGUCCACAGCCAGGAGGAACUGGGACUUCACCGGCAGCAGCAAGGACGUGAGACCCGUCGCUCCCCGGAGACGUAGCAACAGUGUUUCUCCAGGUAAAUCCGGCCCAAAACCCACCGCACACCAGAACGACGUGGCGAAUGAUCCACUGGAGUCGGUGAGGAGAAAGGCAGAGAAGGCGUUCAAGGUGCUCUCCAGGAGGAACAGCAUGACGCCCAGAGACAGCUCCUGUGCUGCAGCGAUGCCGCAGAGUGCUUCGUCCAGUGGCAUCAAGUGGUGCGAGAACAAUGUGAUGUGGAGCUCGCUCUCUUCAAGCUUGGUGCGGCAUGGAAAGGAAGCAAUGAAGCAGAGAGACGUGGCGCUGCAAGCUGUGCUUAAUGGAUUGCUUGAGGCAACUGCCACUGAGAAGUUGAUAAAAUGCCUUAGCAAAUACUCUGAACUACAAUAUGACAAGGACGACGACCCGAAGGAGCUCAUCGACAGGUUCUUGAAAUUCUCUCAAGAGCUCGAUCGAGCUAUCUUCAUAGCUCAGUCACAGGCCAGAUUUACACGAGCAAAAGCAUGCCGUUGCUCAACAUCCUCAGCUUCGCCAAAAGCUGCUACCAAGGCUGCACUGGACAGGAAGCAAUCCGCCAUCUCAUGGGUCAGAGCGGCCAUCGAAGCGGACCUGUCACCCUUCUCGAGCCACACAAGAGCCUCCUUUGAAUCUUCAAAGCCAUCAGUGUCCGAGCCAAAGCCUGUAAGCCCGCUGUUCUGUUCCAAGCCGAAGUGCAACUGCAACAGCAGGCCCUCGAAGAAAACUGCAGAUGCUUCCACCGAAGGGAGCAAUCUGAAUGCAGCCCUGGACCUGGCUAUCGCAAUGCGGUCUGACAGCAACCGGUGGUUCCUCAAGUACAUCGACAAGUUCCUGGACGACAUCGAGAGCGAGACCCCCUACACGACGUGCGAUUCCCAGGUCGCAGGGCUUCUUCAGCAGCUGAAGAAGGUGGAUGACUGGCUCAACCACGUCGUGCGGCAUGGGAGGAUGUUCCCGAUCGACAGAGGCAGCAAGGAUAGUGUACUGUCCGAGGAAGAAGAGAGCGAUGCGUGCGAGAGAGUACGGAGGAAGAUUUAUGGAGCGCUCCUAAGACAUGUGCAGUAUGCUGCAAUGGCGCUCGAGGGUAUUAGUAGUGUAACCGAUGAAGAUAAAGAGCAGGAAUAGGUGACAAUGAUUGAGCGAAGAGCUGUAGCUACACUGCUACACACAAAAAAUAGGAUAAAAAAUUAAAAUGAGCAAA